This is a messenger RNA of Carya illinoinensis, 827 nucleotides long. RefSeq names its product pathogenesis-related protein 1-like. The coding region runs from base 83 to 583 and encodes 166 amino acids. The transcript has a single exon. Gene Ontology annotation, cellular component: extracellular region. NCBI's taxonomy places the organism in Eukaryota, Viridiplantae, Streptophyta, Magnoliopsida, Fagales, Juglandaceae. The record is from RefSeq and is a predicted model, not a curated record.
GUGCAAUCCUCGUAUUGCUAUCAAUUAAUCAAGUGAGCUUGCUUUUGUUUUGCGUUGUAGUUUAUUUCAUAACCAAUUAAACAUGGCGUUCUUCAAGCUAUCACGGCCAGUUCUUAUUUGCCUGAUCUUAGGCUUAACCUUAGUACUGCUACUCCCCGAUUUCUCCCACGCCCAAGACUCCCCACAAGACUUCCUCGACGCACACAGUGCUGCACGUGCAGAGGUGGGCGUUCCACCACUGACCUGGGACGACCAAGUAGCCUCGUAUGCACAGAAUUAUGCCAAUCAACGCAUUGGCGAUUGCAAUAUGGUGCACUCCGGCGGGCCGUACGGUGAAAACAUUGCAUGGAGUAGCGGUGACCUGAUGGGGACAGAUGCGGUGAAGAUGUGGGUGGACGAGAAAUCGAACUAUGACCCUAACUCCAACACGUGCGUUGGUGGGCAGUGUCUGCACUAUACUCAGGUGGUGUGGCGCAACUCGGUUCGUCUGGGAUGUGCUAAGGUUCGGUGCAAUAAUGGAGGUACAUUCAUUGGCUGCAACUACGACCCCCCGGGCAAUUACAUUGGAGAGCGGCCUUACUAGCUUAAUAAUUAGGGGCCGGCUAGCUAGUUCUACUUGCAUGUUCAACUACGUGAUCGAUCUGUUAGUUUUAUGUUUAACUUAGUGGUCAAGCGGUUAGUUAUCACCACGUCUAGUCUUACUGCCACGACAUAGCAGUUGUAAAACGUGGGCUAUGUUUAUGUUUAUUUCAGUUUUCUUAAUUUGUAAGGCUAUUUAAUAGCCAAGUCUGUUAUUCGAUGAAGGUGUGUGUGAGCGAUUUCCUCCA